AAAAAAAAAAUAAAAAAAUCCAGAAGAAAUUUAUGGGUUAAGUAGCUGGGAAGGGUCUAGGAUUCUUCGUAGGUCCGUGGGCGGCCGUCCCCAACUGUAACCUCCAACUUUGCUUCAAUUUACGGUUUCUGCCAAAUUCACCCAAAAAGAGAAAAUAAAUAAUAUUAUGUAAAAAAAAUGAGAAGUAAAGAUAGCUUGUGGAGAGACGUCUUCCUUCUUCCCUUCCUUCCUUCCUUCCUUCCUUCCUUCCUUUCUUUCUCUUUCGUGUUUUCUAGCUCCGCGUAUUCAACGAUAUCUCUGUUGUGAAGAACAGUUACCAGGUUUUUGGAGUAGUUAGUUUUUGGCAUCUGAUUCAUCACCGAGUUCUAUUUUCUUUGAUUUAUUCUCUAGAUCUGAGGUGGAGGAAAGCUUUGGUAUUGUUGGAAUCGAGUGAUUUGAUUGCUUGUCUUAGUUGUUGUGUAUUUUGUGGUUUUCUGAGAUGAAAAUUCUGUGAAGGUUUUUUGGGUUUUGGGGCUAAGGAUUUUACGGAGAUAUGGAGGAGUUAGGUGCGCAAGUCGCUCCUCCUAUAUUUAUCCACCAAGCGCUUUCUAGCCGAUUUUGUGAUGCUCCCUCCAUGGCCAAAAAGCGUGAUCUUUCUUAUCAGACGACCAAUUUUCAGCUUCAGCAGCAGCACCGUUUUGUUCAAAACCCUAGAGACAACUGGAAUCCUAAGUCAUGGAAUUGGGAUAGCGUCAGGUUUGUCGCCAAAACCUCGGAUGGUGACGCCAACAUUUUGCAAUUGGGCUCUGCAUCUGCGGAACUGAAGAAGAAGACUGAAGCUUCAGGGGGUCAUUUGCCGUUGAAAAAGGCUGCUGUGGAUGAAGACGAUGGACUUCGCUUGAAUCUUGCUGGAGGCUUGAAUUCUGUUGAGGAGCCUGUCUCCAGGCCCAAUAAAAGAGUCCGCUCUGGAUCUCCUGGCACAGCUACCUAUCCAAUGUGCCAGGUCGAUAACUGUAAGGAAGAUCUAUCUAAUGCAAAGGAUUAUCACCGCCGUCAUAAAGUUUGUGGGGUUCAUAGCAAAUCCGCUAAAGCUCUUGUUGGAGAGCAGAUGCAGAGGUUUUGCCAGCAGUGUAGCAGGUUUCAUCCACUUUCUGAAUUUGAUGAGGGGAAAAGAAGUUGUAGGCGCAGGCUUGCUGGGCACAACCGACGGAGGAGGAAAACCCAACCUGAUGACGUUACCUCAAGGCUGCUACUCCCUGGAAAUCGGGACUCAACCGGCAAUGCCAAUUUAGAUAUAGUUAACUUGUUAACUGCUUUGGCGCGCACUCAAGGGAAGAAUGAGGGAAAAAUUAUUAAUAACGCACAGGUGCCAGACAGGGACCAACUUAUUCAAAUUCUGAGUAAAAUAAAUUCAUUACCUUUGCCAAUGGAUCUAGCAGCUAAGCUUUCAAAUAUCAAGAAUCUAAAUAGCAAAAAUCCUGAUCAACCAUCAGCAGAUCUCCAAAAUAGAUUGCUUGGAAAUACAUCUUCUCAAUCAACUAUGGACUUACUCGCUGUUCUUUCAGCAACUUUGACAGCAUCUGGACCAGAUGCUCUUGCAUUUCUAUCUCAAAGAAGCAGCCAGAGCAGUGAUAGUGAGAAAUCUAAGUUGACUUCUCCUGAUCAAGCUACAGGUCCAAAUCUGCAGAAGAGACCUAUCAUAGAAUUCCCUUCUGUGGGUGGUGAGAGAAGUAGUAGCUGUUACCGGUCACCUGUUGAAGAUUCAGACUACCAGCUUCAAGAGAGUUGUCCUAAUUUACCUUUACAGUUAUUUAGCUCGUCACCUGAGGAUAAUAGUCCACCAAAACUGGCCUCUUCUAGGAAGUAUUUCUCUUCCGACAGUAGUAAUCCAAGUGAAGGUAGAUCUUCAUCAUCAUCUCCUCCAGUUGUGCAGAGGUUGUUUCCAUUGCAGAGCAUGGCAGAGACUGUGAAAUCUGAAAAGAUGUCAAUGAGUAGAGAGGUCAAUGCCAACACUGAAGGUAGCAGAACUCAUGGAUGUGCUUUACCUCUUGAGCUCUUUAGAGAUUCAAAUGGAGGAGCUGAUCAAAGUUCAUUUCAAACUUUUCCAUAUCAAGCUGGAUAUACAUCUUCCUCUGGGUCAGAUCAUUCACCUUCUAGUCAGAACUCUGAUGCUCAGGAUCGCAGUGGGCGGAUAAUCUUUAAACUCUUUGAUAAAGAUCCUAGUCAUUUACCAGGAAAACUUCGAACACAGAUCUAUAAUUGGCUUUCUAACAGUCCAUCUGAAAUGGAGAGCUACAUAAGGCCUGGUUGUGUGGUUCUCACUGUUUAUUUGUCCAUGUCAUCUGCAGCUUGGGAGCAACUUGAAAGAAACCUGCUUCAACAAGUCUACUCUUUGAUUCAAGAUUCAGAGUCUGAUUUGUGGAGGACUGGGAGAUUUUUACUACAUACAAGCAGGCAACUAGCAUCGCAUAAAGAUGGAAAUGUUCGUUUAUGCAAAUCCUGGAGAACAUGGAGUUCCCCAGAGUUAAUCUCCGUGUCCCCAUUGGCAGUUGUUGGUGGGCAAGAGACCUCCCUCAUGUUAAGGGGAAGAAAUCUGACUAAUCCUGGCACCAAGAUCCAUUGCACUUAUAUGGGAGGAUACACAUCAAAGGAAGUCAUUGGAUCAACUUCUCCAGGAGCCAUGUAUGAUGAGAUAAAUGUGAAUGGUUUUAAAUUCGAUGGUGCUUCUCCUAGUGUUUUGGGUCGCUGUUUCAUUGAAGUGGAAAAUGGUUUCAAGGGCAAUAGUUUUCCUUUAAUAAUAGCCGAUGCCACAAUCUGUAAAGAGCUGAGACUUCUUGAAUCUGAGUUUGACGACGAGACUAAAGAUACUGAUAUCAUUGCAGAAGAACAAGCUCAAUGCUUGGAUCAGCCUAGGUCAAGGGAGAAAGUUCUGCACUUCUUGAAUGAACUUGGAUGGCUAUUCCAACGGAGAAAAGUAUCUUCUAUGUUUGAGCUUCCAGAAUAUUCACUUAGUCGGUUCAAGUUUUUGCUCAUUUUCUCAGUUGAAAGAGACUAUUGUGCGUUGGUCAAAACAAUUCUGGACAUGUUGGUAGAAAGAAAUUUGCAUGCAAGUGCGGUAUCCAAGGAGUCAUUGGAGAUGCUCUCUGAGAUUCAGCUUGUGAACCGGGCAGUCAAAAGGAGGUGCAGGAAAAUGGUGGACUUGCUUAUCCAUUACUCCAUCAACGGCAGUGAUAUUUCCUCUAAAAAGUAUAUCUUCCCACCAAGUCUUGCUGGACCUGGUGGUAUCACAUCUCUACAUUUGGCUGCUUGCACUUCAGGUUCUGAUGAGUUGGUUGAUGCUUUGACAAAUGACCCACAGGAGAUUGGGUUGUCCUGUUGGAGUUCUCUCUUGGAUGCAAAUAAUCAGUCUCCAUAUGCAUAUGCUCUUAUGACGAAUAACCACUCUUAUAACACAUUGGUGGCUCGUAAACUUGCCGACAGAAGAAAUGGUCAAGUUACUGUGGUAGUUGGAAAUGAGAUGGGCCAACCAUCAUCUUCAAGGACUACAUCAAAUUUUCAGCAAGGGCGUAGUAGAUCUUGUGCAAAGUGUGCAUCUGUCGCAGCAAAAUACAACAGGAGGGUUAUGGGUUCACAGGGUUUGCUUCAGCGUCCCUAUGUUCAUUCGAUGCUUGCCAUUGCGGCUGUAUGCGUUUGUGUGUGUCUGUUCUUGCGAGGUGCCCCAGACAUUGGCUUAGUUGCUCCCUUCAAAUGGGAGACUUUGGAUUAUGGCACCAUUUAGUGAAAAUGCGGAACUUUUUUUGGGUAGAAACAGGAAGGAGUUGAAGAAAUAACCUACCCGGAGCAGACAAAAAGCUAGCAAUCAAAGGUAUGUGUUCCUAUGAUGCAGUUAUUCUGGAAAGGAAAAUGUGGUAAGUGGGUAGAGCAAGAGGGUUCCCUGCCUAUUAGAGAGAGAAAAUAGGUGCAGCUGCUGGCGUGGCAUCAAAUGCUGCCGCAAGUGUUAGCAAAGCUGAAUUCUGUGAGGUUAUAGGCUAUGCUAUGCUUUUUAUCUAAUGUUUGGGUUCAGAAAUAUCAAAUCUUUGGAGACCUGGGAAAAGAAUAGCUGUUAGAUGCGAUGGGAGGUGGGAGAGAGCAGAAGUCUGAAGGAUUUUACUUGGUUGGACCUUUUUCAUUUAAAAGUGAAGUGUUAAGGGAAAUGGGAGGGGGGAAAUGAUCUUAAUUCAUAUCAGUCGUUCUUCCUUUGCUAAUUUUUCCCUCCUACGAUUAAGAGAGAUACUAAGUUUGAGUUAUUACUGACAAUGUAUUUGAUUUCUUUACUGUAAUGUUGAUCAUUAGAAUCAAUCACAUAACUACUGAAAUAUUGUAUGAUAAAAUAGUGAAAUAUUUGUUAAAUUAUAUUUGAAAUAACAGGUCAGGCAUGUUCCUUUUUAAUAUCC
Messenger RNA from Manihot esculenta (cassava), 4412 nucleotides. RefSeq names its product squamosa promoter-binding-like protein 14. Gene Ontology annotation, molecular function: DNA binding. The coding region runs from base 533 to 3757 and encodes 1074 amino acids. Gene Ontology annotation, cellular component: nucleus. The record is from RefSeq and is a predicted model, not a curated record. NCBI's taxonomy places the organism in Eukaryota, Viridiplantae, Streptophyta, Magnoliopsida, Malpighiales, Euphorbiaceae. The transcript is spliced from 11 exons.